Molecule: messenger RNA, 2004 nt
Organism: Megalops cyprinoides (Indo-Pacific tarpon)
Lineage: Eukaryota; Metazoa; Chordata; Actinopteri; Elopiformes; Megalopidae
Gene: adsl
Product: adenylosuccinate lyase
Exons: 13
Coding region: 173-1621 (482 amino acids)
Biological process (GO): 'de novo' AMP biosynthetic process
Cellular component (GO): cytosol
Molecular function (GO): (S)-2-(5-amino-1-(5-phospho-D-ribosyl)imidazole-4-carboxamido) succinate lyase (fumarate-forming) activity; N6-(1,2-dicarboxyethyl)AMP AMP-lyase (fumarate-forming) activity
Source: RefSeq, a predicted model, not a curated record
CCGACGGUAUGCAAGUGACAUUUUAUGCAGCUCUUCGCCCGACUUCCCCCUCCUGGCAUUAAACGUAUUCUGACGUGAAAGUCGCAAAAGCAGCGCUCUUUUCGACACGACCGGGUUGUAGCAAGCACAUCUGCAGUCAGUGUGUGGACUGGAGCUGUCAGCGAUCAGAAGCAUGGAGGCAACAGCGGACGAAUUCAUGAAAUACCGGUCUCCACUGGUGUCACGAUACGCCAGUAAGGAGAUGGCAUAUAACUUCAGCGACAGGAAGAAAUUCACCACAUGGAGAAAAUUAUGGAUCUACCUCGCAAAAGCCGAAAAGGCCCUGGGUCUGCCCAUCACAGAUGCGCAGGUGGCAGAGAUGGAGUGCCACGCAGACAAUAUCGACUUUGCCAUGGCAGCCGAGGAGGAGCGCAAACUGCGCCACGACGUGAUGGCGCACGUGCACACCUUCGCCCACUGCUGCCCGGCGGCAGCUCCCAUCAUCCACCUGGGGGCCACCUCCUGCUAUGUGGGGGACAACACGGACCUGAUUGUGCUGCGUGAUGGCUUUGACAUUCUCCUACCCAAGCUCGCUCGUGUGAUUGACAGACUGGCAAACUUUGCCGAGCAAUAUGCCGACCUGCCCACACUGGGCUUCACGCAUUACCAGCCAGCCCAGCUGACCACAGUGGGGAAACGAGCCUGCCUUUGGCUACAGGAUCUGACCAUGGACAUGCGGAACCUUCAGCGUGCCCGGGACGACCUACGCUUCCGGGGGGUAAAGGGGACCACUGGCACGCAGGCCAGCUUCCUGCAGCUUUUCCAGGGGGACCACGAUAAAGUUGAAGAACUUGAUAGAAUGGUGACAGAAAUGGCAGGAUUUAAAAAGGCGUAUCUGGUGACUGGACAGACCUAUAGUCGCAAGGUGGAUAUUGACUCCCUGGCAGUGCUGGCCAGUCUUGGAGCCACCGUCCAUAAGAUCUGCACUGACAUUCGGCUUCUGGCCAAUCUGAAGGAGAUUGAGGAGCCCUUUGAGAAAGAGCAGAUUGGGUCCAGCGCCAUGCCUUACAAGCGGAACCCCAUGCGGGCCGAACGCUGCUGCAGCCUGUCUCGCCACCUGGUGGCGCUGAUGACUGACCCGCUCCAGACUGCCUCGGUGCAGUGGCUGGAGAGAACGCUGGAUGACAGCGCCAACCGGCGAAUCUCCCUGGCAGAGUCCUUCCUCACUGCUGACAUCAUCCUCAGUACUUUGCAGAAUAUCACGGAGGGGCUGGUGGUCUACCCAAAGGUGAUUGAGAGGCACAUUCGCCAAGAGCUGCCCUUUAUGGCCACAGAGAACAUAAUCAUGGCCAUGGUCAAGGCUGGAGGAAACAGACAGGACUGCCAUGAGAAAAUCAGAGUGCUCUCCCAACAAGCAGCAGCUGUGGUCAAACAAGAGGGAGGUGACAACGAUCUCCUGGCACGAGUUCAGGCCGACCCCUACUUCGCCCCCAUCCUGGGUCAGCUGGAUGCCCUCCUAGACCCCAAAACCUUCAUAGGACGAGCUCCUCAGCAGGUGACAAGGUUUCUGGCCGAGGAGGUGCGCCCCCUGCUGCAGCCUUACAAGAACAACAUGGACGUCAAGAUUGAGCUGGAACUUUGAUAUAUUUGGAUGUACAUACACAUACAUACACAAUGGGAGAAGUACAACCAUACCAUCAUGCUGAUGCACACGUAUGCAGGGCACAUACAUUUAUACACGCAGAUGCACAUGUCUUGAGAGCGAGGGUCAUAAGGUUUUGAUUCACUUACUGUAAUGGGCAACUUCGAUCAUCAAGAUUAUGUGGUUACUUAUGCUUCUCGGUGGGCAACCGGUUUACACAAGAAGUAUUUUGUGAGCAAACUUCCUGUCUGACAGGAAGGAUACCAGCAGACCCUGCAGCCAUUGACAACUGCUGUUGCUCAUUCUUGAUCAAUUCAACAAAUAAAGCUUUCGUAUUAAGUGAGAUUUACAAGAGAGAAGUGUCUGGAACUACAAAGAAACGU